Messenger RNA from Balaenoptera musculus (blue whale), 4581 nucleotides. It is a transcript of the gene ZBTB26, whose product is annotated as zinc finger and BTB domain containing 26. The transcript is spliced from 2 exons. Gene Ontology annotation, biological process: regulation of transcription by RNA polymerase II. Gene Ontology annotation, molecular function: RNA polymerase II cis-regulatory region sequence-specific DNA binding; protein binding; DNA-binding transcription factor activity, RNA polymerase II-specific. The coding region runs from base 184 to 1557 and encodes 457 amino acids. NCBI's taxonomy places the organism in Eukaryota, Metazoa, Chordata, Mammalia, Artiodactyla, Balaenopteridae. The record is from RefSeq and is a predicted model, not a curated record. Gene Ontology annotation, cellular component: nucleus.
GUGGGAAAACUGAAAAACAGAAGUGGUUAAGUAACUUGCCCACGGUCACACAGCUAGUAAGUGGUGGAGCAAGGUUUUGAUUCUAGGAAAUAUGGUUUUACCCACUGCACUAAGCAGUGAUUGAAUAUGGGAGUCAAAAGAAUGGGAAAAAUUUAAGCAAAGAUAGACUCAAUUAAUAAAAAAAUGGAGAGGCUUGGAAGGAGAUCCAGAUUGAGAAGAAGGUCUGCCAAAAUGUCUGAAAGAUCAGAUCUCCUUCACUUCAAGUUUGAAAAUUAUGGAGAUUCAAUGUUACAAAAAAUGAACAAAUUAAGAGAAGAGAAUAAAUUUUGUGAUGUUACAGUUCUCAUAGAUGAUAUUGAGGUACAGGGGCAUAAAAUUGUGUUUGCUGCAGGUUCCCCCUUCUUAAGAGACCAAUUUUUACUGAACGAUUCCAGAGAGGUGAAAAUCUCCAUAUUACAGAGUUCCGAAGUGGGGAGACAAUUGCUCUUAUCCUGUUACAGUGGUGUGCUGGAAUUCCCUGAGAUGGAACUGGUAAAUUACUUGACGGCUGCGAGCUUUCUUCAGAUGAGCCACAUUGUAGAACGGUGCACACAGGCCUUGUGGAAGUUUAUAAAGCCAAAACAACCAAUGGAUAGUAAAGAGGGAUGUGAACCGCAGAGUGCUUCUCCCCAGUCAAAAGAACAUCAGGGAGAUGCCAGAGGCUCCCCAAAGCAGGACUCACCUUGUAUCCAUCCAUCUGAAGACAGUAUGGAUAUGGAGGACAGUGAUAUUCAGAUUGUUAAGGUAGAAUCUAUUGGGGAUGUAUCAGAGGUUAGAAGUAAAAAAGAUCAGAACCAGUUUAUUUCUUCUGAACCCACUGCUUUACAUUCAUCAGAGCCCCAGCACUCCCUGAUAAAUUCAACUGUGGAAAACAGAGUAAGUGAAAUAGAACAAAACCACCUCCACAAUUAUGCCCUGUCUUACACAGGCAGUGAUAACAUCAUCAUGGCCUCAAAAGAUGUCUUUGGGCCUAAUAUUCGAGGUGUAGACAAAGGCCUACAGUGGCAUCACCAAUGCCCAAAGUGUACCAGGGUGUUUCGUCACCUGGAGAACUACGCCAACCAUUUAAAAAUGCACAAACUCUUUAUGUGUCUACUCUGCGGCAAGACUUUUACUCAGAAAGGCAACCUUCAUCGACACAUGCGUGUGCAUGCCGGCAUUAAACCUUUCCAGUGUAAAAUCUGUGGGAAAACCUUUUCUCAGAAGUGUUCCUUACAGGAUCAUCUUAACCUUCACAGUGGAGAUAAGCCCCAUAAAUGUAACUAUUGUGACAUGGUUUUUGCACAUAAGCCAGUUUUGAGGAAACAUCUUAAACAGCUGCAUGGCAAAAACAGCUUUGAUAAUGCCAAUGAAAGAAAUGUGCAAGACCUCACAGUGGACUUUGAUUCUUUUGCAUGUACAACAGUCACAGACUCUAAAGGGUGUCAGCCACAGCCUGAUGCGACACAGGUCCUGGAUGCAGGUAAACUGGCCCAAGCUGUCCUGAACUUAAGGAAUGAUAGUACUUGUGUGAAUUGAGUAGGGCCUUUAUGCUCCUAACUAGAACUGACUGCAAACAUGGCAAUAGUCUGAGUCUUUUUAGGAGUGAUUUUGCGAAUUUGACUUCUCCAAAGCCUCUGUGCUUUGGAAGUCAUAAGGGUGAGUCAAAGCACUAAUAGACCAGGCAACUUGCCACUUGGAGUGGUCUUGCCUCCCUUUUGCCCUUUCCCAUGUUCUGUUUUGAAUUAUUUAUCCUGUGAUGUCUGUUUUCCUUUCCCAAGGAGUAUUCCACCUGUCUACCUAACAUUGACUUAUGUCUUAGACUGACACUGUUUUAGACUUUUCACUGGGCACAUUCUGAAGGUACCAACAAGUUAAUAAUAUCACCUCCAAUCCACUAAUAGAUGCUAUGCUAAGAGAAGCGAAUAAUAUUUUUCAUUGGCAGAAAAUAAGCUGAGAUAUAAGGAGAUACUGCUGUUGGCCUGAAUAUGUGAUAGAAUUUGUAGUUGCCUUGCCUACUGAUAAUUCAUCUAUGUCUGAUAAAUGAAUGAAUCUGCUUCCUACAAUUUGUACUUGUCUUGGAGCUGGCUAUAGUAUUUUAGAUUAUUCUGUACUCUUUUCAACAGUAUAUGGCCCAACUUCACAUCAUUGAAGUUCACAUAGACCAGAGUACAAUAUUUUUAGCAACACCUGCAGACAGAUAGUUAGGAAUCGGCAUGGGGAGCAUAAUCAACAAAGGAUAGUAGUACAGUUGUACAACAGUACUUAUUUGGGAGGUCUUCCCCAAAAAGAAGCCAAAUGUUUAUAAUUAAUCUCUAACUUACUUGGUGAUGCUUUUGAAGUCAGGAUUGCUCCAGGCACAUUUAAAGUGUGCUAACGCAUAAUGGUCUCUCUAAAAAGGGGCUAUCUGGAGUCAUUCUCUAGGCUUUGUUUUAGAAGUUAGCCAUCAGUAAGGUGAGUUUGGCCUUCAGAGUUUUGUCCAGUGUAUUGUAAUAGUCUCUGAAUUCUCAUUUCCUUGUGUACCUUAACUUCUAAAAUGGAUGAAAAAAGUGGGUCACAGGAGCAAUCAGGUUUUUGCAUUUAGAUAUUCCUAUAAAGGUACAUAGUCCCACCUUGUCACCUCUGAUAGAUCACUAAUACAAAGUUGAUUUUCCAUUAUGGAAAAACAAAACAACUGUUUUUCUCCUAAAGCACAUGUUAUAGUUCAGAAAUAAAAUUUUGAGUCUUAUUAGCUUCUGACCCAUGAGUUAGAUUUAGGUAAUAGGAGUGUUUGAGUCCAUAGAGAAUCUUAAGAGAUCAUUUAGUCCACCUCUCUUUUUUUAAGUUGGGAUAUCCAAAGCCCAAAGAGGUGGCCUGGCCAAGGUUAGCCAAAGUAGAUAAGUAACUAAAUAUGAGCUACAGUCUCCUCGCUUCUCAUUGUCCCUUGGCUUGAAAAGAUUUAGUACAUGAUCAAGAAUACCUUAAUAAAAAGUUCCUAGUUUGUGCUUCCCCUCUGUGAAUCACUGUUUGCUUUCUGAGACAUCCUGGAUUUUGCAAACAAAACAUCACAGAAGGAUUUAUUUUUGUAAGUUAAUUAUUUUUUGGUUAGGAUGAAUAUUACAUUUUUCCUAAGCAAGUGGCUGAUUUGCUAGAUGUUGAUUAGGAAGGGCAAGGACAAGUAAGAAUAAUGUGAGAAGGAUCCAAAUGUGAAACUGAUUUUGUCUUGAAACAGUGUUUAUUUAGUUUCCAUCAGGAUUUUCUGUUUUUGUUUCUGAGCUAUGAGAGUCCAUGUACAGAUAAACCAAAAAUUAGUUUUAACUUGAGUAGUCAGAGGGAGUUCUUAAAGUUGUUAUAAUUUGAUGCAUUUAUAUGUGAAUCUGAUUUGAAGUAUAAUUUCUACCUUUUGUUAAAAGAUUUUAAAUGAGAAUAAAAUUGAGUGAUAAGACUAACAGGUAUCUAUUAUGCCUAAUGUCACUCAUUAUAUGGUCCAAUGAUGCUGCCUAGCAUUCUGGUUUUUAUAUGAUCCAGCCAAAGAGUACCAAUUCUAUGCAACAGUGAGACACUAACAUGUUAACCAAUGUUUCGCUAUUUUCUCUGAACAUCAUUUUAUCACAGGGAAAUUUCAAGUUGGAGUGCUUCCUCUGCUUACAUUCAUGUCCUGUUUUUGUUACUGGUUUGAAGACUAAAAGGCAUGGGUUCAAAUAAGAUUGGUCUCUUUGGUUGGAGACUAUUCCUGGAUUCAUUCAGACAUUCAAGAGACAUUUAUUGAACACCUACUAUUGCCAGGCACUAUGCUAGAUACUGAGGAUAUGAAGGUAAGAUUGCUAUGGUCCCUGCCCUCACAGAGCUUACAGUCUCAUGUAGUCUUAGUGAGAUAAGGUGUCAAUUUGGUUUUAUCCUAGGAAGAAUAAAGAAAACUGCCUUGCUUUCUUUGAUCACUUUAAAUUAGCAUCUUGAUGGUUUUGUAUCACUGAAUCUUCUAGCUCUCACCUUUUUCAACGGCAAACUACUGACAUGGUUUACAGUGUCUCCCAUUUCUUGGCUGGAGAGGUGUUCUGUUUCUGUGAGACAUUUUCUUAAUUUUGGUGGUACUUGACUUUUCUCUUUCUUUGUUUAUACAUGUUUCUUAGAUUGUAUUGCAAAGUGGUCAAGUUACUGAUAUCAAAUAUGUUUUACAGGGGAAGAUGACUUUCAAAACUAGUCGUAUUCUUGUAGAGGAGGAAGAUUUUUUAAAACCUUAGACAUUCAGCAUUUGUAUUUUAUGGACCCCCAGGAUAACUAAAAAUGAGAGAGGGCUCUCUUCACCAUAGUUUGGUUUUUAAAAAAUUACUGUGUCACAGUUAUUUAUUUAUUAUUUAAUUUUAAAGGCAAACUCCAAACUGAAGUGGCUCUGAGGUAAAUCAGAUGUGGUUUUAAUUUGUUUUAGUUUCCUUAUUAGAAGGUCUAUAAAUGGAGGGUGACCAGUGUCACUACUUCUAAGAUAUUAUCCUAAACAAACAACCCAGAACAUUUUAUUUCAGCUGGUGAAUAGCUGUUCUAAAUCUGUUGUAUGUUAGACAUACUGUGAACUACCUCUUCACUUAU